Molecule: messenger RNA, 4533 nt
Organism: Chrysoperla carnea
Lineage: Eukaryota; Metazoa; Arthropoda; Insecta; Neuroptera; Chrysopidae
Gene: Stt3B
Product: dolichyl-diphosphooligosaccharide--protein glycosyltransferase subunit STT3B
Exons: 10
Coding region: 94-2451 (785 amino acids)
Biological process (GO): post-translational protein modification
Cellular component (GO): membrane
Molecular function (GO): dolichyl-diphosphooligosaccharide-protein glycotransferase activity
Source: RefSeq, a predicted model, not a curated record
GAUUUUCUACGUGUCAUUUUUUAUAGUUUCUUUUUUUUUUUUGUUGAUGCGACGUGUCAUAAUUGUUACGACUCUUGAAUUGUUGGCAGCCGCAUGAAAAUGGUGGGCAAUGCAAGACCUAAUCAAAGCCGGCAAAAGUCAUAUAGCAUGAAUAAUAAAGCAGGCUUAAGUAGUUUAUUGAUAUUUACAAUAUUACUUUUAGCAUGGAUAUCAGGUUUUUCAUCCCGUUUAUUCGCCGUUAUUAGAUUUGAAAGUAUUAUACAUGAAUUCGAUCCAUGGUUUAAUUAUCGGGCCACCGCUUAUAUGGUACAACAUGGAUUUUAUAAUUUUCUUAAUUGGUUUGAUGAGAGAGCAUGGUAUCCACUGGGACGUAUCGUUGGUGGAACUGUGUAUCCAGGAUUGAUGAUAACAUCUGGAAGUAUACAUUAUAUUCUUCAUUCGUUAAAUAUUCCUGUUCAUAUUAGAGAUAUUUGUGUGUUUUUAGCACCUAUUUUCAGUGGAUUAACAGCAAUAUCCACAUAUUUAUUAACAAAAGAAUUAUGGUCAUCGGGUGCUGGUUUAUUUGCGGCAUGUUUUAUAGCCAUUGUGCCUGGAUAUAUUAGUCGUUCGGUAGCUGGCAGUUAUGAUAAUGAAGGAAUUGCAAUAUUUGCAUUACAAUUUACUUAUUACCUAUGGGUAAAAUCUGUUAAGACUGGAUCUAUUUUUUGGGCCACAAUGACUGCUUUGUCAUAUUUUUAUAUGGUAUCUGCAUGGGGAGGUUAUGUAUUCAUAAUAAAUUUAAUUCCAUUACAUGUGUUUGUGUUACUUUUAAUGGGUCGUUAUUCACCCCGAUUGUUUACAAGUUAUACAACAUUUUAUAUUUUGGGACUCUUAUUUUCAAUGCAAAUACCAUUUGUUGGUUUCCAACCGAUACGUACAAGUGAACAUAUGGCAGCCUCAGGUGUGUUUGCAUUGCUGAUAGCUGUAGGAAUACUAAAAUAUCUGCAAUCAAUAUUAUCAAAAUCAGAGUUUAAGUACCUGUUCACAGUUGGUCUUUUAUCAGCUGCUGGAGUUGUAUUUUUAACAGUUGUUGCAUUAACAUAUGCUGGAGUUAUUGCUCCAUGGAGUGGGCGGUUUUAUUCAUUAUGGGAUACAGGGUAUGCUAAAAUUCAUAUACCAAUUAUCGCAUCUGUGUCAGAGCAUCAACCAACAACUUGGUUUUCAUUCUUCUUUGAUUUACAUAUUCUUGUUACCACUUUCCCAGCUGGAUUGUGGUAUGUCAUUAAGAACAUUAACGAUGAACGAGUUUUCGUUGUUUUGUAUGCGAUAAGUGCCGUUUACUUUGCUGGUGUCAUGGUUCGAUUGAUGUUAACACUUACACCGGUUGUGUGUAUGUUAAGUGGUGUUGCAUUUUCAGUACUUCUUGAACUAUUCUUAAAAGAUGAAGAUUUACCAUCGAAUGAAGAUGGCAGUGAUAAAGAAGAAGAUACGUCAAAUUCAAAUAAUAGGAAUUUAUAUGACAAGGCAGGAAAAUUAAGAAAAAUGAAACAUGAACAACAAAAAGAAGGUGACGGACUUGGAAUGAAUUUACGAAGCGUUGUAGUAAUAGCCAUUCUUAUGUUAUUAAUGAUGUUCGCCGUACAUUGUACCUGGGUCACUAGUAAUGCAUACUCAAGUCCAAGUGUGGUGUUAGCAUCAUACGGUCCAGAUGGUACACGAUACAUAUUGGAUGAUUUCCGUGAAGCAUAUUAUUGGCUGUCACAUAAUACAGCGGAUGAUGCUCGUGUGAUGAGUUGGUGGGAUUAUGGUUAUCAAAUAGCUGGUAUGGCGAAUCGAACAACGCUAGUUGACAAUAAUACAUGGAAUAAUAGUCAUAUUGCUUUGGUGGGCAAAGCAAUGUCAUCAAAUGAAAGUGCUGCGUAUACAAUAAUGACAUCCUUGGAUGUUGAUUAUGUUUUAGUCAUAUUUGGUGGGGUGAUUGGCUAUUCUGGUGAUGAUAUUAAUAAAUUUUUAUGGAUGGUUCGUAUUGCUGAGGGUGAACAUCCAAAAGAUAUUCGGGAAGUUGAUUACUUUACAGAACAUGGUGAAUUCCGUGUAGAUUCCAAAGGUGCACCAACUUUAUUAAAUUCAUUAAUGUAUAAAUUAAGUUAUUAUCGAUUUGGUGAAUUAAAAUUAGAUCAAGGUUCAUCACCACCAGGAUACGAUCGUACAAGAAGUUCUGUCAUUGGUAAUAAAAAUUUCGAUUUAACGUAUCUAGAAGAAGCGUAUACAACGGAACAUUGGUUGGUUCGGAUAUACAGAGUAAAAAAACCCCAUGAAUUCAAUCGUCCAAGUAUUCCUCCAACAAAACGAACUGUAAAACUAAGUCAUAAUUUUAUAUCAAAAAAAAAUUCUAGGCGCAAAAAAGGUACAUUAAAAUUUAAACCAAUUGUAGUAAAAGGUAAAAGAAAUUCUAAACAACAAUCAUCCUAGUCUUUUUUUUGUAAAUUGAAAUGUGUUCAUAAUAAAUAAUAAUAAAUAAAUAAGGGUACGUAGAUAAAAAAUAAACCCCUCUCAUCAACAACAAAAACAAAACAAGCAAAUGAAGUGAAAUAUUAAAUAAUAAAUCUGGCAAUGUUAAUUUUGAUAUUGAUAAAUCAGUAAACAAAUAGAAUUAAGUUACAUUAAUACAUUGGCUCAUGUGUGUGCAUUUAAAAAAAGAAAAAGUCCCAAAUUUAUUUUUGUAAUAUAUUUAUCGUUCAAUUUUCGUUCCUCAAACCAAAGAGUAUAGGGUAGAGAAGAAGCAGGAAUAUAAUUUUAAGUGACAUCUGGAGUCUGUAGCGAUCAACUAUUAAGUUUGUCGGCUUUUGCGGGUAUGACUAUUAAGUUUGACUACUUUGCGGGGGCGACUAAUAUCUAUUAAGUUUAAAAGCCUUACUCGGUAGAGGCGGUAUGGGCUGUUUCUCCUCUAUCCUAUCCUCUUUGCCUCAAGCAUAAUAGUACAGGAAAUAAUCAAACUUUUUUGAUAAUGAACCGAUUUUGAUCGAACAUGGAUCAUUUUUUCGUAAUUGCAAUUUGAAAAAGUCCCUUAAAUUAGUUUGUGAACUGUGUGUGUUUUUUUUCUUGCACUAAUUUACAGGAGUUAAUUUUUUUCUAAAAAUCGGUUUAUUAUUUACUGAAAGUAAAUAUACAAAAUCCUUACAAAUUUCGAGAGGGAAGUUGCUGCCAUUUUGAGAAAAACCUUUACGGCCUAUAACCCCGCAACCGUGCACUUUAAGCUAAAAAUGGUAAUAACCUUUUUUGUAGAUAAUAACUAGCAGUUAUCCACGUUAUAGCCUUCAAUUCUCUCAACUUCCUUUUUGUUCAUCAUCUAAUAUUGUAGCUUUUAGUGCGAAUUUUUUAAAAUUGGUUAAGUAGUGAACUCAAAAAGGACGGUUUGUAUAUUUUUUUAUACAAACUUUCUCUAUUUCACUCUUUUAGGGGAUGAAUUUUGAAAAAAUUUGUCUUAUGUGACACCUACUGUAUGCAAUCAAUAUCUUCUCGAAAUUUCAAACUUCUAUCAUUAGCGAUUCAGGCUGGGCAUCGAUAUAUCAAUCGCGACAUUGGCUAUUUCCCCUCUUUGAAAUGUUUCUGAUUUUAAAUAAUAUACAAAAAUAAUCAUUUUGAAAAAAAAAAUCAUCAAAAUCGGAGAUGUCAUUGAGGAAUUCCGACUAAAAACAUACAUUGAUGCGACUAAUUAUGUAAGAAUAAAAAUCAUAUCUUAUUUAUAUUUGACUCAAUGAUCUUUGUAUUAUUUGGAUACAGAUACCAUUUUUAUCGAUUUGUAGCUCAAUCCGCGUCAAUAUAUUGAGGUAGCUCACGGAUAUUUCCAAUUCGUAAGAGUUUUUAAAUAGCGUAUUAAAAUGGCAUCGCUUUAUAAAAGCGCGCUAACUUACGUAUCUAAUAUUUAUGUUUUUUUUUUUUUUUUAUUGUUAUUUAGGUUUCGGUGGAUCUUCUAUCCAAAUAAUAAACCAAAUCAUUGAUUUGAUUUGACUUUUUUUUUUAAUUUUCAUUUGUUAUAUAUAUUUUUUAUGAAGACACAAAGCAAACAUUUCAUUCUACAUAAUUAUUUUUCAUUUUAAUCAAUCCAGUGAACAUUUUUUUAAAUUAUGCCAUAUUUGUGUCAAAUAUUAAUCACCCCUUCCCAUUUUUUUCAAAGCUACAUUACGUAAGAACAUGAUAUAAUGUUUUUACGUUAAAACAUGGAAACUGAUAAACUGCACAUUAGAGGGAAUGGACGGAAAUGAGUGUUCAGUACCGUGAAAAAAAAAGUCGGAACUAAUGUUUUAAUCAAAUGUAAGUGCAAUAGAUACGUUCUCUCGACGUCCGACAAAUUGAUGAUCCGAUAUCUCAGUACUUUUCAAGUAUUUCUGUAUAAAUAGAUUAGGAAAUAUUGACAUAAAUAUGACAAACAUUUUUGAAAAUGUUCACUGGGAUGUAAUAAAAAAAAACUGGGACAUGUGUUUGUAGACAAUUGUAUGAAUGUGAUUUCACUGUUGAUAUAAGUAUUGUUAAAUAUGUUUGAAAUACACUUCU